Thrips palmi is the source of this 2937-nucleotide messenger RNA. Its product is annotated as protein transport protein sec31-like. Bases 145 to 1827 code for a protein of 560 amino acids. The transcript has 8 exons. Lineage: Eukaryota; Metazoa; Arthropoda; Insecta; Thysanoptera; Thripidae. The record is from RefSeq and is a predicted model, not a curated record.
ACGCCGCCGGACUCGGCGAGCUCCGUUUGUUGUGGACAUUCCCCCGCGCUCCCACGCCGCGCCCUCAGCCCUUCGGACUCGGGGCGGGGCCCACUCCGAUCGCUUCUGCCGCCCUCGUCCGCGUCCUCGACGGAUGCCCCCAGCAUGUCCUGGGGCUCCGGGGCCACGGUGUCCUGGGCGGAGCGCAGCUGGGGAGCCGUGCCCGUGCCCUCGUACCAACACGAUGAUCUGGCGCGCUACCAGCAGCAGCAGCUGGCCGACAAGGAGAAGCGCCUGCUGCAGGUGUACGCCGAGCAGCGCGCCCAGCAGGAGCGAGCCUUCCAGCGAGUCAGCCAGGCCGGCAACGCGGCCGGGUCGUUGUCGUACAGCCACGGCAGCGCGGGCAGCUCGUCGUCCAACGCGAGCCAGUCCUCGCAGAGCUCGCUGCCCUGCGGGAAGGUGCGCCAGCUGUUCGAGGGCCGGCGCAACGGCCAGCACGGCGCCGGCAGGGACCGCGGCGCCCCCCUCGCCCCGCUAGAGGGCCGCACCAGGGCGCCCGCCCUGGGCUUCGCCACCAGGAGCAACUCCAACGUCAACCUCAGCCAGACCUACCACUUCGGCCAGCACCACCGCUACCCGCCGCGGGGCCACUCCCUGGACCGCGACCUCCGCCACCGACAGGGCGACUGGGCGCUGCGCGGCCGGCAGCGCGACUACGCCAGCGACUCCUCCGACGGCGGCGAGUCUCCGCCCCCGUACGACCGGGACAUCCGAGACGGCCGAGACGGCCCGCACUACCACGAGGACUUCCGCAUCCUCAACCGGCUGCCCAACGUAGGCGGCGCGCUCCUGUCGCAGUCUCAGCCUGCCAUGGCGCCCCCCGGACGGCUCUCCGCCCCCGGCACCGUCGCGGGCCGCCGCCCCCCGGGCCCCGCCGCGUCUAACGAGAACGCGCCGCCCCCGCCGCGACCCGGAGCCACGUCCAGACUGCCCGGGCCCGCUGCAAGGAAACCCCUGGGUGGUGGCGUUGCAGGCGCGGCUGCCCCGCGCGUGGCGCCACUGCGUCCGUCCUCCGGCCAGCGGUCCGCACCCACACCCACAGGGCCGGCCGCCCCCGCCGCCGUGCAGCCCGCCACCGGCCUGGCCCGCGCACCUGCACGCGCUCCCGUCCGCGCGGCCGCCACCCGGAACGGUAGCACCGCCGUCAACGCCGUCAGCAACGGCGUGGCGCGGGCCACCCCAGCCACCACGGCGACCAGCAGGGUACCCGCGUCCCCCCAGAGGAUGGCCGGCGCCCGCGCCGCGCCGUCGUCCGGGGGCGCGUCCACCCCCCGCGGGGCCCAGGGCGGCGGCGUGGCGGCGCCCCAGAAGGACGACGGGCUGGUGUCCUGCCCGGUGUGCAGCCGCCGCUUCCUCCCCGACCGCGUAGCCAAGCACCAGGAAAUCUGCAACCGCUCCACGCACAAGAAGAGGAAGGUCUUCGACCCCGUGGCCGCGCGCGUCAAGGGCACGGAGGCCGAGAGCUACGUGCGCCGCGCAAAGAACGCCCCAGAACCCAAGGCACUUAAAAAUAGCAACUGGAGGCGUAAGCAUGAGGACUUCAUACAAACUAUUCGUGCAGCGAAGCAAGUCCAGUCACACAUUGCCAGUGGAGGAAAGCUGUCAGAUUUGCCGCCCCCUCCUCCAUCGGAUUACUCAGAUUAUGUUCCUUGCCCUCAUUGUGGAAGAAAGUUCAACCAAACAGCAGCUGAUAGGCACAUACCAAAAUGUGCCACCAUGUUACACAAUAAAUCCAAGCCAGGUCUGUCUAAAUCAACUGUAGGAAAAGGUGCAGCAAGCCGUCGCUGAACUGUUCAGGACAUGAUCUCAUCUGAAGAACUCAAUGGAUACUUUAGCAUCAAAUAACAUGGGUCCAAACAGUGUGUAAACAUUAAAAACACUCAUGGAUAACAACUUUCAUAUAUAUCAUUUUAUCAUGGUACAAUACUUCUUUUCCUCAAAAAUAAAAUAGAUGAUUAGUGGAAGAAUUUCAAUGACAUGUCUUUAAUGCCUUUACUGUUAAUUAACUUAUUAAAGACUAUAUCUGAUAUGUACAAAGACAAUCAUUGUUUCUUGCCAACCGGUAAUGGCAUUACACACCUCUGCAAGGGCAUGCAAAUUGAACUAAAAAUUUUGCAUUUGACUGAAUUUUGUACAAUAAUAAAGUGCAGCAGGCUGAUGACAAUUGUGAUUUUGAAUUAUGUGAUGGACUUAACAUGUUCACUCUUGAGAGAGAAUCAUACCCUUGUUCAUCCAUAUGUUUAAACACGGGUGUUAAAUUUCUUAGUAGAGAAUGUGUUAAGCUAAUAUAUCUUAAGUGUAAAAUUAUAUUUGCACAUGAGAAGUAUCUAAGAUAAUCUAUUAUGAGUGAAGAACAACUGACACCAUAAAAUCUAGACAUAGUAGCUUAAGACGUUCAUUCUCGCUUUAACAAAAGAGCUUAAGUACAUAAUGCUUCCUGGUGAAAAGGCGCUAUUGCAUCAAAGGCAAAACCACAAAUGCUAACAAAAGAAAAGAAAAGAACUUCAACACUGUAGAAAAAUAAUUAAAUAUGUAUAACAAACAUCAAUGGGUUCCAAAUAUUCCUCAAGAAGAAAAUUUGAGUUGCACUAUGAGCAUAAGGAUAUUUCUGUAAAAAUCUUCAGCAGUUAAAUGUGCUGUGUUCUAUUGAGUGGACUAGAUUUAAAGUUAAGCUCUAAUAUUAAACAUGAGUGAAGCGAUCAUAAGAUGGUUUGGAGGAACUGUGAUGAGGAACAAACAAUCUGAGUAAAAUUAAGUUAAAACUGUGAUGCUAUGCAAGAAAUUAACUUGAAAUGUAAAGGCUGUGAAUCAGGCACACAGCACCUAGACAGAUAGAGACAUUAACCAUGGCAUGUAUUCUUUGCAAGAUUCAUAAAAUAAAGUGGCCUCGGAAAAAUU